AUGGAAGGACGCAUUGGCGUAGCUAUUACCGUACUACUGACGCUUUCGACCGAGUCUGCAGGUGCAAGAGAACAUCUGCCCAGUGUUUCCUAUUUGAAGGCAAUCGAUCUCUGGUUUGGCUUCAUCACAGGGUUUGUAUUCUUUACUUUGCUACAAACUCUUUUCGUCAUCGGCUUCGACAAGAGAGCGAAUCAACUCAAAAAAUGGGCUCUCAAAGGGAAAUCUGAUAUGACCGAGGACCAACGAGAUAUGAUGAUGCAGAAAGCGCAGAGAUACCAUAAAACCGGAAGGUAUUUGGACAAUUUCUGCCGCGUUUUCUAUCCAUUGAGUUUCUUGUUGUUUCUCAUAAUGUAUUAUUUUGUCUUUACCGAGGGACGCCAAGACGACUGCAUCAGUAGGCGCUGA
Molecule: messenger RNA, 405 nt
Organism: Cylicostephanus goldi
Lineage: Eukaryota; Metazoa; Nematoda; Chromadorea; Rhabditida; Strongylidae
Source: the annotation of a GenBank genome assembly